AGCAGCGACGUCACUCCCUGACGGCGGCGGCAACAGAGCAGCGCGAGCGGCCAGCGCGAGCAGCAGCGACUCGCGCGCCCCGGAGCUCGUCUCGCCGGUGGAGGACGGCGGCUCCCGGCCGUGGGACACGCUCCCUGAACGGCGACGUACUACUUUACUGACUCAGUUAAACCCAAGGCUUGAGCAAACCCAAAGAUGGUGAUUACCAACGUGGCAUCCCUCCUAAGGACAUCAGUGGCUGUGGACGAAGAGAGCACAUGUUUGCAUUGAAGAGGAGCACUCCGGAGAGGAGGUAGUAACAGGUGCCGCGUGUCAAGGUGAUUGUGGAGGUGCGGAUGAGAGCUGAACAUCAUGGGAAAAUCAAACAGCAAACUCAAACCGGACGUGGUAGAGGAGUUGACGAGGAAAACCUACUUCACAGAGAAAGAAGUGCAGCAGUGGUACAAAGGCUUCAUUAAAGACUGUCCAAGUGGGCAGCUGGAUGCUGUGGGCUUCCAGAAGAUAUACAAACAGUUUUUUCCUUUUGGAGAUCCUACAAAGUUUGCUUCAUUUGUCUUUAAUGUAUUCGAUGAAAAUAAGGAUGGACGCAUAGAGUUUUCUGAGUUCAUCCAGGCCCUGUCAGUGACGUCUCGGGGGACUCUGGAUGAGAAGCUCAGAUGGGCUUUUAAGCUGUAUGAUCUGGACAAUGACGGCUACAUAACCCGUGACGAAAUGCUGAACAUCGUGGAUGCGAUAUAUCAGAUGGUGGGGAACACUGUGGAGCUGCCAGAGGAAGAAAACACACCAGAGAAGCGAGUGGACCGUAUCUUUGCUAUGAUGGACAAGAACGCAGACGGGAAGCUGACUCUGCAGGAGUUUCAGGAAGGUUCAAAGGCAGACCCCUCUAUUGUUCAAGCGCUGUCGCUCUAUGAUGGACUUGUGUAGGAAUGUAAGAUGGGUCCAGUUCAGCGUCCUCCUGCCCGUUACACGCCAACACAGCACCAUCACAUCUGUAAAGGGAGGAGACAUCGUUUGUCCCGAUCACGUAGAAGAGGUCUUCAUACAUCAGCACCACAAGUGUCAAGCUGUUCAUCUACAUUUCCAGUAAGGAUAGUAAAAAAAAAAAAAACCCAUCUCUGACGUUACAGUAAAUUUAAACAU
Molecule: messenger RNA, 1140 nt
Organism: Nematolebias whitei (Rio pearlfish)
Lineage: Eukaryota; Metazoa; Chordata; Actinopteri; Cyprinodontiformes; Rivulidae
Product: neuronal calcium sensor 1
Exons: 10
Coding region: 352-924 (190 amino acids)
Molecular function (GO): calcium sensitive guanylate cyclase activator activity; calcium ion binding
Source: RefSeq, a predicted model, not a curated record